Molecule: messenger RNA, 1549 nt
Organism: Cucumis melo (muskmelon)
Lineage: Eukaryota; Viridiplantae; Streptophyta; Magnoliopsida; Cucurbitales; Cucurbitaceae
Product: OVARIAN TUMOR DOMAIN-containing deubiquitinating enzyme 4
Exons: 7
Coding region: 456-1469 (337 amino acids)
Biological process (GO): protein deubiquitination
Molecular function (GO): cysteine-type deubiquitinase activity
Source: RefSeq, a predicted model, not a curated record
UAAGACAAAUUUAUACUUAAAUGGAGAUUAGUCACUUUGUAAUCUCGAAUUGUUGUAAUUGAAUUCCGAUUUGGGGGAAAAAAAGUGUGGUUCUGGACAGUGCCCAAAUGUUCUUGUUUCAUCUUUGAAUUUUAAGCAGCUCCUCGAUGAAGCUACGAAGCGAAAACAAUGGCAAAUUCAGAAGCAACUUCUUCAAUACAAAUCCAAGAAGACAAUAUGGACAUUGCCCUUUUCUACUCUCCAAGCAAUUUCGCUACUUAAAACCCUAAAUCCCAACGUGGGUCUGUCGUCUGUGUGUUCUUGCCUCAAAAUUAAUCUCAAAGUUAUCCUUUCAGAUACUAAUAACUGUAAGGCGAAUUGGGUUGUGCUACAUACUGACAACAUCAAAAUUUUCAGCUUAAUUGGACUAUGAAGCCUAACCCUAUCUUUGAAAUACAUGAAAUGGCUGCACCACCAUGAGUAUUGGUUCAAUCAGUAUUUGUACAAGGAAUGCUGUCCCUCUGAACUUGCGCAUUUACACACAGAUGGGCAGCAACAUCUGUACAGUGCUAUCCCGGAGAACAUCAACUUCAUGCUGUUCCUAUGGAAUUUCAAGACCAAAGUAUGCCGAUCAAUCCGUCACCACAAUAUCAUCUUGUUCACCAAAUACUAGCCAAAGAUUUCAGGGAGGCUGUCUCAGUACUUGCUUCUCCAGACGGUCAAUUGACUUUCAAGCUUUUACAGUUAAAGAUUUGAUCACCGAUAGAGGAUCACCUGGUAGAGAAGUUGAAAUUUCACUGGCAUGUAAAGGUAUGAAUGUGAAGCUCUCAAUCCCCAAUGAUGGGACAUUUAGCAAAAUCAAAUAUAACAUGCGAUGGCCAGAAAGAUGGGCAUCUGCUGGCUUAGUUUUUGGGUGGGUGGUUUGUUAUUCAACUUCUGAACCAGUCCAUGCUGAAGCAGCUUAUGAAAAAGAUGAUAAUGAAGAAAACUCUGAUUCAUCUCAUGUCAAACUCUCUCAUGGAAAAAAGGUUUACACCGACUACUCGGUUAUCGGAAUUCCUGGAGAUGGAAGAUGUUUGUUCCGGUCAGUCGCUCAUGGUGCUUGUUUGAGAUCUGGGAAACCAGCUCCAAGUGAGAGCCUUCAGAGAGAUUUAGCAGACGAAUUGCGGUCCAAUGUUGCAGAUGAGUUCAUCAAGAGACGUGAGGAAACAGAAUGGUUUGUUGAAGGCGAUUUCGAUACGUACGUGUCAAAUAUGCGAAAACCACACGUGUGGGGAGGGGAGCCGGAGUUGUUCAUGGCUUCACAUGUUCUUCAGGCACCUAUCAUAGUGUACAUGUACGAUAAAGAUUCUGGUGGGUUGAUUUCCAUUGCUGAAUAUGGCGAUGAAUAUGGCAAAGAAAAUCCAAUCAGAGUUCUGUACCAUGGUUUUGGCCAUUACGAUGCUUUGCAAAUUCCUGCUAAUCAAGGAGUAGGUAGAUCUAAACUUUAGUCUUCUAAAUUAAUUAUUUCUCAAUCAAAUUACAUUCUCUUUUAUUCUAUUUAAUAAAUUUCUCUCAUUCCCACUUAGAA